Molecule: messenger RNA, 2602 nt
Organism: Pseudo-nitzschia multistriata
Lineage: Eukaryota; Bacillariophyta; Bacillariophyceae; Bacillariales; Bacillariaceae
Source: the annotation of a GenBank genome assembly
CGGUUGGACCUCCGAAAGGGGUGAUGAUUCCGCCCUCCCGGUGUUGGUGUUCGGCCAUACCGGUACGAUAGCAUAGGAUAUUGCACGAUACCAGACGGUUGUUGGCGGAAAAGCGCGAACGACGAUCGUGGAUUGAUUCGGAUACGAGUAGAGUACGACCAUCCGUACCGCACACCCAACGGCGACGAAAGGAAACCAAGAUGCCCCGCUCUACACGCCGCUCGACCCGCAACCGCGGGUCCAACGAGAUCGUAGCUCCCGGGUUCGGAACGAACAGCGACAUCAACCAGCUGACGCGGGACCUCGGUGGAAGGUACGUAAGCUCCCUUUGCGGUGUGUGGUGCGACGUUGUGCCAAUGGACAAGAGUGGAUGCGUCUGUUCUCUGUCUCUGUAAAUCGUUGCUUGUUCUGAUUUGGAUCUCUCACCGAUCGGCAGCCUGCCCCGCAACGCGGUUCUUGCCAUGAUGCAAAGCGAGGGACGGGGACUCGCGGGGGCCUCGGACGGCGACAGGGCCCCCGGCGCGGCGCCCUUUGCGUCCCCCCAGACCUCCUCGGCCUGGGCGGACUUUUUGCAGGAGGAGGGCGGGUCCGCGGUGGCCGCUUCGUCGUCUUCCGGAACGGACGCCGAAGGCGCGGGCAAGGAGCCCCCCGCCAAGAAGCUCCGGCUGGACGGCGAAGACGGUUCGGGAUCCCCCCGCGGGGGCACCGGGUACGACCUGUCCGCCCUUUCGGCGGGCAAGGAAGCGGCUUCUGUUUCGUACGGAUCCCUGGUGCAAUCGGGAACCAUGGACUCCACCCUGGUGGGACGAAAGAACCUCCGGGCCUCCGACGUUGCCGUCUACCACCUGUCGGUCCCCACGGUGCUGAUGCCCAGGGUCGCGAUCACGAGGGUCUGCACCAGCUGCAACGCCGCCCACGCGGUGGCGAUCGAUCGGUCCAACCGGGCCUACGGGUGGGGAAGGGUGAGUCCUCGUGCUGCAACGACGCGGUGUGUGUGUGUGUGUGUGUGUGUGUGUGUGUGUGUGUGUGUGUGUGUGUGUGUGUGUGUGUGUGUGUGUGUGUGUGUGUGUGUGUGNUGUGUGUGUGUGUGUGUGUGUGUGUGUGUGUGUGUGUGUGUGUGUGUGUGUGUGUGUGUGUAUGGAGCGCAGCGAUUGUGGCCUCUGUGGUGUGGUGUUUGUGGUGGUGUGGUGGUGUGGUGGGUUCCUUCCCGAGCGAGUUCUGGUCUCUUUCGUGAACUGACGCGGUUUUGCUUGUUUCCGUUCGUUGUGUUGUGUUGUGUUGCAGAACGAGGGACUCGUGCUAGGAUCGGAAUUUGGCGAAGAUGCCAAGACCAUUCCGACACCCAAGAUCAUUGCCUCGGACAUCGAAACGGCUGCGCUGGGAAAAUCACAGUAAGUCGUCGCCGACCGUUUCCGUCUUUUGUGGGCAAUCGAGUGGUUCGCUCGUUCACCCGGAGCUGCGGCGGAUUUCGUUCCGUUUCGUUUCGUUUCGUUUCGUUCCGCGGUGCCCCGUAGUGUGCGGUUUUGUUUUCUCAUGAUUUUGGUUCUUUUCGAUUCGAACCGCCAGCACGCUGUUCUUGAAAACCGACGGAACCAUUUGGGCCCUGGGACAGAACAAGGUCGGCCAGUGCGCCUGGAGGGGCAACGUCAAGCAAUCGGGCAUCCUCAAACAAUGCGUCGUCAGCGGCAGCAAGAAGGGCGACGAAACGGACCGGUUCGUCCGGAUCGCCUGCGGAGAGGAUUUCAGCGUGGCCCUCAGCGAGAAGGGAAUCAUGUACACCACCGGAAGCGGCGAGUUCGGCCAGCUGGCCAACGGAGAGACCGGGGAGCACUUUGUGUCGGCGAACAAGCUGGCCUUUGCCAAUAGCUUUGGCUUUAGCGAGCGGACGGUCUUUGUGGAAAACGAUCCCACCGACGGCAGCUCUGGCGAUCUCAACCGGAAAACCGUCACCAUCCAGCAGGCGAUCAAGAUCCAGGACAUUGCGGCGGGAAAACACCACGCACUGGCCCUCGAGGCGACCCCCGCCGGGGGCAGCGGUGGAACGAGAAUCUUCUCGUGGGGUUGCGGCAACUACGGAGUCCUGGGACACAACCGCCAGAAGGACGAGUACUUUCCGAGGCACUGCUCCUUUCUGAGCCGGGGAAUGACCUUCACCAAGCUCGCCGCCGGGGCAAACUGCUCCCUGGCGCUGACGGCCAAGGGACACGUCUACUACUGGGGAAACCACCGCAGCAACGCCGACGCGGUCAUGAAGCCCCAGCUGGUGGACGCCCUGGCCAACAACCAGCACGUCGUCACCCACAUCGGGGCGGGACCCGGAAACGUGGCGUGCACGACCGACGUGGGAAACACGGUGGUCUGGGGCAGCGGGCCCUACGGCGAGCUCGGCCUGGAAGGGAAGAAAUCGAGCGCCAAGCCGGCCUUUGUGGACUCGAUCAGCGGCCUCGUGGUCUCGGACAUGGCCGUCGGCCAGGGGACCGUCCUGUACGUGAUCAAGGACGAUGAGAAGCUCCCAAGGGCGGACCUGGAGGCCAUUGACCAAGCACUGGGCUAAUCCCACCGGUGCUCUGCGCCACUCUUUUAAAAAAAAACAUUAGGCACA